Messenger RNA from Eleginops maclovinus (Patagonian blennie), 2828 nucleotides. RefSeq lists its product as uncharacterized. The transcript is spliced from 11 exons. Lineage: Eukaryota; Metazoa; Chordata; Actinopteri; Perciformes; Eleginopidae. The record is from RefSeq and is a predicted model, not a curated record. Gene Ontology annotation, molecular function: NADP binding; N,N-dimethylaniline monooxygenase activity; flavin adenine dinucleotide binding. The coding region runs from base 240 to 1526 and encodes 428 amino acids.
AGCGACCGGAAGUGACCGUUUGUCUCACUACACCUGUGGCUUCACUUAAACAGGUCUGGCGUCACAACUUAUAUCGUCUCAUUGAGCUAACAGGUGCCCACCGACAGAACUCUUAAAGCUCAGUUUUCUCCGGUUUCUGAAGCGGAAGAUCGGGACACCGGAGCGGACAGACACUGAGAGACACUACGGCAGUACUCUGUUCCUAACAUCACAACCGUAGAGAACUUUGAAGGGUGAGGAUGCUGCGAGUGGCGGUGGUCGGUGGGGGGGCGGCGGGGCUCUGUGCAGCCCGGCACAUCCUGUCCCGGGGGAAACGCUUCGCCCCCCCGGUGGUGUUCGAGCUCACCGAUAACAUCGGAGGCACCUGGUGCUACGACGAGCGAAUCACGUACGACGACGGGAGGCCGGUUCACAGCAGCAUGUACCGAGACCUCAGGACCAACCUGCCCAAAGAGGUGAUGAUGUUUCCUGAUUUCCCCUUCGACUCGGAGCUCUGCAGCUUCCUGCCGCACCACGAGGUCCAGAAAUACCUGGAGAAAUACUGCCAGAGCCACGGCAUCCGGCCUCACAUCCGCUUCAACACGGUGGUGGAGAAGGUGGCGCCGCUGGUUUUGGCGGCGGAUGACAACAAGGAGGAGACAACCUGGGAAGUGACGUCCUGUGACUCGUCCGGUCUUCAGAAAACAGAAACCUUCGACUCGGUCUUCGUCUGCUCCGGGCAUUACUCUGUUCCAAACAUCCCGACCGUACCGGGGAUAGAGAACUUUAAAGGACAGGUGCUCCACAGUCACUCGUACAGGUGUGCAGACUCGUUCUCGGGGAAUACCGUGGUCGUUAUGGGAGCCAAGGCUUCAGGACUGGAUAUCUCUGUGGAGCUGGCUAAAGUUGGCGCCCAGGUUAGACUGAGUUACUCCGGCCCUCCGCUCAGCUUCCCUCUUCCUGACGGGAUCCAGGAGGCCAGUUUAGUGGAGGCGGUGGAGAGAGACGGCAGCAUUCGCUUCCAGGACGGCUCCUCCUGCCCCGCAGACGUCCUGCUGUUCUGCACCGGCUACGUUUUCAGCUUCCCAUUCCUGGACGCCGCUCAGCUGAAGCUGCAGCUCCAGGACCAGCUGCUGGCCCCCCUGUACCGCCACAUGAUGCCCCCCAACUUCCCCUCGCUCUUCUUCAUCGGCAUGUGCAAACUCAUCUGCCCCUUCCCCAACUUCCACUGCCAGGUGCAGUUCGCUCUGGCGGUGCUGGAUGGUUCCGUCCCGUUACCGCCGGCAGAGCAGAUGGAGCAGGAGGUGUUGGAGGAGCUGCAGGAGAAGGAGCAGCGCGGCGUCCAGCAGCGCCACCUGAUGGUGCUGCAGCAGCAGCAGUGGGAGUACUGCUCCAUGCUCGCCGCCGCCGCUCGCUUCCCCCCGCUGCCGCCCGCCGUACAGAGUCUGUACAAGGAGGUGUGGAGGCAGCGCCAAAAACACCCGCAGAACUACCGGAGACUCAACUACCGCAUGAUCGCAGACGACCGCUGGGAGCUCGCACACUGACGGAGAAAAUAACUGAGGCAGGGUUCAGUGACCUUAGCUGAGUGGGGUCAAAACAGAUAUCAACAUUAUAAUUACAUAACAGAUUAAUAUUAAAAAUCUGAAAACUACCGGAGACUCAACGACCUCUGGGAGUCUUAAUAAGUCUUUAAAUCUGUUAAAGUUUUGGAAAUCUUUCACAUUGCAGUAAGUCUUGAAACGUCUACACUAUAAGUAUCAGCGCACUUCCUAAAGGAUUGAAAAACCAAAAAUGUGAUAAGAUUAAAACAGUAUCUUAAAAAGUGUGUUAAAAAACUCGUGAUGAGUCCGUAGAAAUCUGUAACAUUUGAAUAAGUCUUUAACGGUAUAAUUAUCCAAAAACUACCAGAGUCUCAACUACCGAUAAUUAGAGACAACAGCUGGGAGUCUGAAAAAGUCUCCUAAUAAGUCUGAUUAUUUUGAAGUAUUUAAAAAUCUAAAAUUAAUUAUCAAAAAGAAAUCUGUUGGAUAUUUCCAUCUAAAACCCAAAUUGAGUUAAAGUAUAAUCAUCAGAAAUCAUUAUUGCUGUAACAGUGGAAUUCAAAAGCGAAAAGAUGGAAGACAAGCAGACGCUAUAUAUAAUAUUCUAAAACAGAAAUGUGAUUAAAUGAGUUCUGAAACUACAAGAAAUAACUGAUUAAGUAAAGUCAAGAAAUCUCACUUUAAAAGAACAGGAAUUUGAGUCGUUAUUUUUGAUUUAGACAAAAUAUUUGACUAAUUAAGUAUCUUGAUAUUUUUUAUCACAAUUAGCUCCAUCAUAGAAUUUGAUGACGUAAAGUCACUAAUGCACUUUGGUUGCUCAGCCAUGAAGACUACAACUCCCAUGAUGCCUCACUGCAUCACGGCCACAUCUCUCUUACUGUGUUUUUUAAAGACCUUCACUUUUAAUUUUCUACUGAACUUUUCUAAGAUGUUGUGAAACUUUCUUAUGGAAUGAUCGCUGACGCUUAAUUGAAUAAAUGCCUUUGUUAUGAAUUGUUUUACUGCCAUCCAAUCAGCAGUCAACCUGAUUCAAACCCAAUCAACUGUGUUCAUAAUUAAGGCAAACUCUAACAUUGAAUUUAAGAUGUUAGAUUUAAAUAAAUUCUUAUUAAGGACGUUAUUUAUUUAUUUUGGGGGGUUUUAUUAAAUAUGAAUCAAUAAUAAAGUCAAAACAGUUUAAAUAGUAAAUAAAUGAUUCUGAUUUUAACAUGUUAUGAGUGAAUGUAAAAUCAAAAUGAACGACCCUGACCCUUUAAGAGUAAUCAACAACUAAUGUUCUCAUUGUAUUAAACCAUCUUGAGUGUA